Molecule: messenger RNA, 1008 nt
Organism: Stereum hirsutum FP-91666 SS1
Lineage: Eukaryota; Fungi; Basidiomycota; Agaricomycetes; Russulales; Stereaceae
Product: Di-copper centre-containing protein
Exons: 8
Coding region: 1-1008 (335 amino acids)
Molecular function (GO): oxidoreductase activity
Source: RefSeq, a predicted model, not a curated record
AUGGAUCUUCGUUCUAAACGCUGGAUGUCUCUUCUAUCUCUGCUUUUCCUCUCUUCGUUCGUGGCAUCCGUACCGCUGUCUAGUCGCUCGUCGGAGUGUACCAAUCCGACGGUCAGGAAAGAAUGGUUCACCCUCGAGAGGGAAGAUCAAUCAGCUUAUUUUGAUGCCGUGAACUGUCUCGCCACCGCGCCCAGCAAGAAUACCUCGACGGGAGCCGUCACUAGAUGGGAAGACCUUGUGGCUACUCAUCAAAUACAAACGAAUGGGACGCUCGUCGAUGGUGCUUGGACCGGAGACCGACUUCAUCCUGUUGGACAAUUCUUGCCAUGGCAUCGCGGCCUGAUUCACGCUCAGGAGACUCUCUUGCGCAAUGAGUGUAAUUACACCGGACCUCUGCCGUACUGGAAUUGGACGUCCGCGGCGGGACACUGGGCUACUUCCGAGAUGUUGUCGGCGGAACACUUUGGCUCCAAUGGCACGGAUCCGGAUGGUGUUGUUGUUGAUGGACCUUUUGCAAAUUGGACGUUGAACUUGGGUCCUGGGAUCGAAAAUACCCCACACUAUCUUUCAAGGGUCAUCGACGAAACAAAUACAACAUACACCGCGCAAUCUUACGUCGACCAAUGCGUAGGAACAGAGACUUAUGCCGCAUUUAUGCCGUGCGAUCGUGCCUCCCCUAGCUCUCAUGACAGACUCGGUGGUGGGAUGCAUGGCGGUGGUCAUCAAGGCAUAGGUGGAGACAUGCUGAACCUGCUCACAAGUCCAUCUGACCCGUUGUUCUAUCUCCAUCACGGAAUGCUGGACCGUAUAUGGGCACAAUGGCAGGGUCUUAACGAAAGCAAUGUUUACGAUAUUGCGGGUUUCGUGGACACAGAGCUCGAGCCACUUGAAGGAUGGAGGAAUACGACACUCAACACCACUCUCGACUAUUUCGGGAUCAUACCGAGCUUAACCGUUGGUGAUGUGAUGAACACGACGGGGGGUGUGCUAUGCUUCGUCUAUGAGUGA